This is a messenger RNA of Nematolebias whitei (Rio pearlfish), 258 nucleotides long. Its product is annotated as copine-7. The record is from RefSeq and is a predicted model, not a curated record. Gene Ontology annotation, molecular function: calcium-dependent phospholipid binding. Gene Ontology annotation, cellular component: plasma membrane. Gene Ontology annotation, biological process: cellular response to calcium ion. NCBI's taxonomy places the organism in Eukaryota, Metazoa, Chordata, Actinopteri, Cyprinodontiformes, Rivulidae.
UUGGACAGGACAGAAGUGAUCAAGAGCAACUUGCAUCCACUCUUUGGGAAGGUUUUCUGUCUGGAUUACUACUUUGAGGAGGUACAGAAGCUGCGAUUUGAGGUGUACGACAUCCACGGCACUCACAGCAUAGGGACCCGCGACGAUGACUUCCUGGGAGGCAUGGAGUGCACGCUCGGUCAGAUCGUGGCCCAGAAGAGAAUGAUAAAACCUUUGCUGCUGAAGUACGGUAAAUAUGCCGGCAAAUCCACCAUCACA